This is a messenger RNA of Nematocida parisii ERTm1, 465 nucleotides long. RefSeq lists its product as uncharacterized. The coding region runs from base 1 to 447 and encodes 148 amino acids. The record is from RefSeq and is a predicted model, not a curated record. The transcript has a single exon. Gene Ontology annotation, biological process: SCF-dependent proteasomal ubiquitin-dependent protein catabolic process. NCBI's taxonomy places the organism in Eukaryota, Fungi, Microsporidia. Gene Ontology annotation, molecular function: cullin family protein binding. Gene Ontology annotation, cellular component: cytoplasm; nucleus.
AUGUCGCAUAAGUUCUGUACUGUGCUGUCCUCAGAUAAUGUAAAGUAUACGCUGCCUAAGAAAUAUUAUAUACAAAGUAUAUUACUGACAGAUUUAAUAGAAGAAGUAGAAAUACCGGAGGAAGGUAUUUCUGUACUAGUGGAGAGUGAUGUACUUAAUAAAAUAGUGGAGUAUAUGGCAGAGUAUAAGCAUGCGCCUGUAAAUAUAAAUAAUAUAGUACUAACAGAGUAUGAUGAAGUAUUCCUGAACAUAGAAAGAACUCUUCUGUUUAAAAUAACAGCAGCUGCUAAUUAUCUUAAUAUGCCUGUGCUACUUGAAGUUUGUUGUAAAUAUAUAUCUACUAUACUACAAGAGAAGAGUACACAAGAAAUACGGCAAUAUUUAGAAGUAGAAGAGAACAUAAAUAAUGAAGUAUCUGUAGAAAAAGAGUAUAAAUGGAUGGAAUAAAUAAAGUGUAAGAUAGCA